UUAAUUGAUUAAUUUUGGGAAAGUUUCCAUUUCCCCUGCCCCUAUUUGGCUAUAUAUAAAUAAAUUAAUGGCCGGAGGCCAUUGAAAUGCAUACCGAAUCCGCACACAUGGAUUCUAAAGAGAGAGACGAGCCGAUGACACCUGCCGGCCGGCUGUUUCUCCAGCCGGAGAUGAACCAGAUUAUACACGCGGUCGCCGGCAUAAAAAACCCGUGCGACGUCGACGCCGUUAAGUCGGUGUUCAGAGACUCCCUGCUCGUCAAGCACCCCAGAUUCUGCAGCCUGAUGGUCAAGGAUCCGGACGGCCGCGAGCGGUGGCGGAGAACGGAAGUCAACCUCGACGACCACUUUGUUGUCCUCCCCGACCCUCUGACCGUUGACCCGUCCGUGUCGGACGAGGACGCGCUCAACGACUACCUCGCCGACCUCUCCGUCUCCUCGCCGCUCCCGGCGGACAAGCCUCUCUGGGAAUUUCACCUCCUCCUGGCCCACAGAUGCGGCGUUCUCCGGAUUCACCACGCCCUCGGCGACGGGAUCUCGAUCAUGUCAAUGUUCCUCUCUUGUUGCCGGAAAACGAGCGAUCCCAGCCAGACGCCGACGGUCGGCGGGGGCGGACCGGGCCGUCGGGAGAGGUUGGGGAUUAUAAGGGUGGCGAUGGUGGUGUGGUACACGGUGGCGUAUGUGGUGGAAUUCAUACUGAGGAGUCUGUGGCUGAAGGAUAGGACCACCGCCGUUAGCGGCGGCGCUGGGGUGGAGCUCUGGCCGCGGAAAUUGGCUACGGCCAAGUUCACCAUUGAGGACAUGAAAGCGGUUAAGAAGGCCGUCGCUGAUGCGACCAUCAAUGAUGUUCUUUUUGGAAUCAUAGCGUGUGGGCUCUCCAAGUACCUCUCCAUUCGUUCAUCCAAAGAUUUGAAGGAUGGCCUCCAGAUCACUGGUCUUGCCAUGGUGAAUUUAAGACCACAACAUGGACUUCAGGAUAUUACCAAGCUGAUGAAUAGCGGUAAAUCGGGCACUGGGUGGGGUAACAAAUUUGGGUUCAUGCUCUUGCCUCUGCAUUACUUUCACAAUGCUGGCAAUGACGACCCUCUCCAGUUCGUGAAGAGAGCUAAAUCCAUGAUUGACAAGAAAAAGUUGUCCUUGGAAGCCCUCUGCGCCUACAAAAUUGGGUAUUGUGUCAUGUCCUUACUCGGCGUCAAGUUUGCAAGCAUUUUCAACUAUCGGAUCUUAUGCAACACGACGUUCACGAUCUCGAACGUGAUUGGCCCUCAAGAAGAGAUCUCUAUUGCGGGCAAUCCCAUCACCUACAUUAGAACAAGCAUAUCAAGUUUGCCUCAUGCGAUGAUAUUACAUAUGGUGAGCUAUAAUGGGAAGGCAGACCUACAGAUCUUAGUUGCCAAAGACAUCAUCCCUGACCCCAAGGUUCUAGCCAGGUGUUUUGAAGAUUCUCUCAUGGCCAUGAAACAAGCUGCUGCUGCUGCUGCGGUUGAACAAUAAUAAUCCUAUAUCACAUGUUUGCAAGGCAUAUAAAUGCAUGCAUGCAUGGGCACUACUGAAAGACAAGGUCGAAACUCAAACAACUCAUCACCUAGCUUAGCUUAUGUAUAAAUACAUAAGUUUCUGUAAUUAAUUCAUAUGAAUAAUGUUACUACAUAAUA
This is a messenger RNA of Cuscuta campestris, 1654 nucleotides long. The record is from the annotation of a GenBank genome assembly. NCBI's taxonomy places the organism in Eukaryota, Viridiplantae, Streptophyta, Magnoliopsida, Solanales, Convolvulaceae.